Molecule: messenger RNA, 4561 nt
Organism: Schistocerca serialis cubense
Lineage: Eukaryota; Metazoa; Arthropoda; Insecta; Orthoptera; Acrididae
Exons: 12
Coding region: 973-3915 (980 amino acids)
Biological process (GO): positive regulation of double-strand break repair
Molecular function (GO): protein binding
Source: RefSeq, a predicted model, not a curated record
UCAAAAAGAAAUAUUCAUACAUUUGCGAAGUGUCAUCCAUUGAAUUUGCUACAUAUCGACCAACAAACUCAAAGUUGACAUGGCGAUGGCGGUGGAUUAUGAAUUGCCUCUUAUUUAAUGUUCCGCGUUUAGUGUUGACACUCUCUGAUUUGUUGUAUGAAAUUCUUCUUUACUAGCCCACCAGUUGCAAGCGGUUUUUCUGGUGGUGGAGGGAUGAAAUGCUUCUCAGCUGUUUAAACCACAAGCCGAUCCUCACAUUGCCAGAUGUGCUUCCAAAUUCUCCACUGUGACUAAGUGAUUGCAGUACAGCAAUUUCUCUUGAACUAACAGAGAACUACUCUGAGUCCGAGCAGCAUGCUGCAACAUGUACAGUUCGAGAUAAUCAUGUCAUUGUAGAGAUGUGUUAAAGGAACUAAUGAAAGUUGAAGAACAGAGCUACAUCAUUUUUGCAGCUGUUUGUAUGCUGUGAACGAACUAUAACAAUUUUAAUUUUGUGAGACUUUGUCCUGAUAAUUUGAAGUUCAGAGAAAGUACUGUAAUGGUUUUAUCAUAGCUUUUUAAGAAAACAUUUUAUGCUGUAGUUAUGUGUUUUUCUUGCGUUAGCACUGAAUUAUUAGUAAUGAGUAUGUCCUGUAGAACACAAACCUAGCUUUUUCUGAAGCAAGUCUCAACAACAGUAAAGUGAAAAAUGACAGUUCCAAAAAGAACUUGUGUAUAAAAACAAUGUUCCAAACAUCAUUUUUUUUGCUGUACCAAAACUGUGUGCAGUCUAUUGUGAAUAUAUACCACGUUCUAAAAAUUCAGAUAGUGUAUGAGACCAAGAAAUUGUGUAUUGAAGUUUUAGCUGAUUUACAUUUAGAAGGAAAUGAUUAUUAUUUAUAAAAUAAAAUAAGAAAAAACUUCUGUUUUGUAUGAACAUCGGUGAACUUUUAAUAUUAAAGUCGUCAUUAAAUUAGAAGUGUGAGUUUUGAUAUGAAAAUUUUUGCUAACAAAUUUUCAUAUGCCACAAACAGUAAGAAGAUUAAAUCUGUACAAGAGAGGGAUAAUGUAACGUGUUCAGAAUUAGCAUACAACAAAAUAAAUUGUGAUGAAGUGUCACAGUAUAGCAGUUCAGAUGUCACAACGGGCAGAAUAUCACCCUCUCAAAAAAAAAUUGAAUCUUUGCAUGUUUUUCGCAAUGAGGAAGGAAAUGUUACCAAUAGGGCCAGUAAAAGCAAAAGUUUAUCUUUGGGGAAGAGCAGAGUACAAACCAUUCAUAAACUUAAGGAACUACGUGUUGUUCUGAAAAGAUUGCCUGAACUGUGGUUAAGAAAAAAUCAGUUCACUGUUGGCAGAAUCGAUAAACUAUCAAAUCAAAAUAAAUAUACUUCCAGAAACAUAGCAGUUAAACCAAAUUCUUGUUCUGAUGUCAACAAAAGCAAUUGCACCAAAGCACAAGUUACAGAUAGUUCUGAUUCAUCAUCAACUCUAGAUGCAGUGCUUCACAAAGGAAUCACUGAUUCCUCAGCAGUACAGGAUGCUGAGCUGAUUUUGUUUUUGUCUAAGUUUAAAACAGAGCAUCCAGAAUUUUUAGUCAAGAAACUGCAUGUAUCUUUACACAAAUUGUCAAGUAAUUUACAUUCAUAUAAUUGGUCUCAGAUAGAAAACAUUUAUCAGAGAUGCAAAGAUUGCCACAUCAUUACUGUUCAUAACAGCAUUAAUCAAGAAAAUUCACCCAACCGAGCGGCAGUCGAUAAGAGUUCAACUCGGUUAGAAUCAAGUAAGAAACUGAGCAUUUUACAUGGGAGUGAAAGUUCUUAUGAAAAUUUGAAUGUGGUAGUUAAGAGAAAAAGACAGAGAAAGUGGCAUUUCAAUUGCAUAUUUUGUUCAGAUGAUAAUGAGACAGCUCAACAGAACCAUUUAUCCAAAAAAUGUAGAGGACUUGAAUCAGUGAAAACAUUUUCUCCUUUUGUGCUAACAGAGAUAGAACUCAGUGAAAACGAAAUGGAUUCCUCAGAUACGUCUUAUAUUCCUGCUAAAGAAAGAAAGCGUACUGUUCAUAGUAAGCAAAAUAUCCAUAAUAAAGAAUUAUCGAGAUUGCGCAGGGUGUCGCCCAUGGAACUUAUAAAUGCUGUAAAGUAUGCAAUGCAUUUGGCACUGACUGAGCCAUGGUUGCAGCUGGAUGUGUCUGGUCCUCCAGAAUGCUGUGAAUCUCAACAUCAUAGGAUGGUAUUGCAUUGGAUGAAGCCAGAUAUAAGUAUGUCUGAUUUAUUCAGAAAUGCUCUGUCACAAGGUGUAUGGCUCCCAUCUUUACUUCACAUGAUGAUUUCUGCUGGGGCAAUUCCUCAGCCUGAGGAUGUGCAAAACAUUCUGCUGUUUGUCAUGACAUCAGAAGACCAGAUAGUAAAAGAAAAUGCAUUAACAAUAAUACAGAUGUUAUUUGAUGUAUGGCCUCCAUGCUGUCUCCAUACGGGCUCUUAUUACAGUUCUGUCUUCAGAAAGUCGCACAAGGUUGGGUGCCAGGAAUACAAUGGAUUGCUCUUAUCAAUGGUUGCAGUCCUCCAUUCCCAGUUGAGUUGUAAGGUUGAGAUGGCAUCUGACUUGGUCACUUAUUCAGCUUUAGUCAUUAAAAUUGUUGUCAGUGCAUUGGCAGCUGAUGUGGCAAGUUGGCUUUCCCGACAUCAGACGAAGAAAAGCACAAAAACAGAAUAUGAGGUACCUCUCGCUCAGAUAGCCCUAGGGCAAACAGGGGAUGCACAAAUACAAUUCUCUGACGUAAAGAUCAUUGUGAAACUGUGCAUCUGUGAUCGGAGAACAACACUGCAUCAUAAUGUUUUUAUGGAUCUUCUACACCUCAUUGCAGAAGUAUAUAGAAUACGCUACGCAGUUCCACUUAAAGAAUAUCCAGGCUUAGGAACAAACUGUCAUUUGCUUGCUAGUGAGAUAGUUUCUCAAAUGGAACACUGUGGUAUGAAAAGUGAAAGCAUAGGCCAGUUUCUUUGUGUUUUGAAGCCUAAUUGGUUGUCGAUGCUUGUUGGUCAGAAGUUAUUGGAGAAACUUCAAGGACCACUGCGUGGAUCAGUGAUAGAUACAGUGACCAGUUACAUAUUGGAGUACAAAGAUUUUCUGAAAAGAGAAGUCACAUGUGAUGAACAGUAUGGAAAACAUAAGGUCAGCACCAAGGAUACAAAUGCAAAGAAAGUAAACAAGAGAGACUGCAAAGGUGAAGUGCAGCUGCAUAGAUCAUGUAGACGUGGAAACGUAAAUGCUGUGCACAGAAUUUUAGAAGUGCCAGGUGUAGAUGUCAAUAUUUGUGAUAAUGCGGGUUGGACACCACUACAUGAAGCUGUUCACUACAGCCACACAGCUUGUGUGCAAGCACUAUUAAAUUUUAUACCAUCUCCUGGGAGCCCAUACGUUUAUACAGCAGCACGAGCAGAUUGUGGAACAACACCGUUGAUUAGUGCAGCAAUUGCUGGAGAUGCGGACAUGUGUCAUCUGCUGUUACAGCACACAGGCAUUGUGCUACUUGAAGAUGUUCUGGAAGGUAAUGAUAUAAAACCACAACUAAAGGAGCACAUACCUGAAGAAAUACAAUCACUGCUAAAGACAGCAAAACUGAAAUAUGAAAAUAUCAUAGAAAGACAUUUGGGAGUAUCAUUAUCAGUCGAGAUAUGGACUCGCCUACAUCCUCUGCUUUUACCUCUUGUCUGCAGUCACAUGGCCACAUAUCAUGUGCCACUUGUAAGAAGUCAAUUUGGGCAAGCGCGGUGUGGUGCAGUGCAGGCAUCUUCUACUCAUGUUGAGUACUCAACUAUACGACAAAUCAUGAGAACUCUCCGAAGCUUUGAAAAAAUGAGAAAGGUUAUAAACCAUCUUUGUAAGCGGCAUGAAAUUCCAAUUUCAGCUGUACAUAAUUUUCAGAGCUACUUUUAAAAAAAGUAUUAAGACAUUGGAGGCAUAUUAGUUCCUUUGUUGUUAGUGAAUUUGUGACUGCUUGUUGGUGUAUUGUAAGACUGUUAGCGUAAUUCAUUCCUUAAAAUGUGUUUAUGCCUGUGACAUCUCUGACUAGCUUCACAAUAGUACUGUCUUUUAAAUGUAUCUUCUCUGAUGGUUUCUUGAAUUUUAUUUGUAACUUGGAGGACAAAACACCUUUUAGGUGCAAAUAUUGGUAUCAUCACUUGUUCCCCGUAAGUCAUAAAUGUAUUGUCUCGUGAUCACAACCAAAGCUCAAUAUGUAUUUAGAGCAAUGAUCUUUUCUACUCAGUAUUCUUAUUUUUGGUUUGGAGCUAUUCAGGGGAACCUUCUAUUAUUGUUUCCAAAGUGAGUAGUCAUCCACGACCAAAGUUGCAUUAUUAUUUUUACAAGUAAUAUUUACUUGCUAUACUCAGAAGCUUACUUUAAUUGUAUGAAAAUGUAACACUAGUAAUUCUAAGAAUCCUAUUUUAAGUGAUAAAACUGUUUUGAAACUGAUGUCAUUCCAGUUUAAUUAUUUUGAUUACAUCAGCUAUUUUAGUUGCUAAUGUGAUGAUACUUUUUGUUUGUUUUAGCUUGUAUUUGAUACAGCCACAUUUCCUUUUUU